Molecule: messenger RNA, 936 nt
Organism: Rhagoletis pomonella (apple maggot)
Lineage: Eukaryota; Metazoa; Arthropoda; Insecta; Diptera; Tephritidae
Source: RefSeq, a predicted model, not a curated record
GUUUUAAUGUUCGUAGAAAAAGUGAAAACACUGAAAUAAAAAUUAACGCAACAAGAAAACAAUAAAAGAUGGAUUUAAACAGCACAUUUCUUAGUUCGUCAGCAAUACUAGCAGAGGAGCUGAUAUCUAAAAAAGAUUUAGAUGAGUUACACCAAAAAAUUGAUAAAUUUCAAGAAAAUGUUUUAAAAGAACAAGAAAUUACACAAAAGCUUCUGAAACGCGUUCUCGAAGAAGUCAAAGCUAAUGGCAAUUCCAAGAGUAGCACACGCAAGCCGAUAAUGCCGAAAACACCGUUUAAAGAAGAAAAUGAUUUUAAAGACUUUGAGGCCAAAAUAGAAAAAUCGGAAAACAAAUUUAAUGACUUGGUUGCCGAUUUUUUGAGCAUAAUUUGUGGCAAUUCAUCAAAAUUUUUAAAAGAAGCAUGGCGGAAAAUUAUGACCGACGAAGUAGCCCAAAAAUUGUGCUGGCAAGGAACAAAUAAUAAAACGCCCGUUCGAGCUUUAAGUGUAACAACAGCACUAAAACAAGCGUACAAUCAAAAAUUUGCAACUGCAGCUUCCGACAGCGAGUUCGAAAGGACAGUCAUAUCAUUUUUCCAGCAUGCCAAUAAUCGUCUGCAGAAAAAGCAUGCAUACAAAGAGCGAAAGGAAAAUAAAAAAUAACUUAAAUAUGUAUAUGUAUGCUCACAAAGGUGCAUUAAGCUGGAUCGAUAAUUGUAUUUAUUUUAAUUUAAUCUGUAUAGAUCCAAGAAGUAACUUUAGGAUAUCUGUGAUACCACUGACAAGUUUCAGAUAAAUCCAUUAUGUCAUAUUAACCCAGAAAAAAAAUGAAUUUUGAAACGAAUUUUGAAAAUAUGUGCAUACGUACAUACACACAUAUGAGUUAUAAUUAAAUUUAUAUAACUAUAGCUUAAUGGAUUUAACUGAAACUUGUCCG